AUGGAAACCAAUAUACAAAAAGAAUUCAAUAGGGUUAAAGUUAGAAUAGUUAUACUAUCUAAUGAAAAUAAAAAUAUACAAAAAAUAGUUACUCGUAUAAAUGAUAUUAUAGAUACAGAUUAUGUUAAAUAUGAUUUUUCUACUAUUGAAGAUCAUAAAUAUUAUUAUACUGUAAAAGUCCUUUAUAGUUUAUACAAAGAAACUAUAUUUUAUGAUAAUAAAUGUAAAAAUAUAGUCAUAAAAGUUGAUAUAGUAUUUAACAAUACUACUUUUCUUAGUCUUAUGAUUUAUGAUGAUAAAACAAAUGAACCCAUAGAAAUUUUUAUCUAG
Messenger RNA from Scutellospora calospora, 330 nucleotides. The record is from the annotation of a GenBank genome assembly. Lineage: Eukaryota; Fungi; Glomeromycota; Glomeromycetes; Diversisporales; Gigasporaceae.